This is a messenger RNA of Peromyscus maniculatus bairdii (prairie deer mouse), 3491 nucleotides long. The record is from RefSeq and is a predicted model, not a curated record. Lineage: Eukaryota; Metazoa; Chordata; Mammalia; Rodentia; Cricetidae.
UGGGGUGGUAGUUCACAGGGCAUCAGUCAAGGGUAAAUACUGGAAUAACUCAGUGGGUACCACCCCUGCUCACCUUUGGGUACUCUAGUGCUCCGUUCUUAGACUUUUUCUUCUCUCUUUCAGUGAUCUCUUUCCAUCGUGUGGCUUCACCUAUUGCCUAUGCCCUGACAGCCCUUGGCGUUUAUUUAGUCUAGACAUAAGCCGGAUGUUUAUGGAUUCUCCAAUUGCAUGCCAGUUACUUCCUUUGGAUAUUUAGUAGCCACCUAAAACUGAACAUCUGUUCACUCCUAAGGAGUCUUCCUCAUUCAAGUUAAUGAAAAUACCGACUUAGUCACUCGAUCUAGAAAUCUGACAUCAUCCUGUAGAUCGAUGUCAUACCUCAUCUCUAAUCCAGUAACAAAUGAAGUGACCUCACCCUCAUCGUGUAUCUAAAAUGAGGAGAACAGUGGUUUAAAAGCAACAGUCUCCUUAAUACCACCCCUCAAAACCCUCCAUAUGGCUUCUCUGUUCCUCAGUAGUAAAAGCCAGCGUCCUCAAGUCUUAGGAGUGCAGACGUCAUCAGAUCUUGCUUUUUUGAAGGAUAAAUGUCCAUGGGAGUGUGUCUUGAUCUUGUUCUCUGCGUCUUGGGGCACUUUCUUAGGUGGUUCCCUUCAGCUGGACCCUUGCUCACCAUUAACUGGGCUGUGUACUUAAUGUUCUGUAAAGAGGCCCCUAGCUUUUCCUCAGUGCAGCGGUCAUUCUCCUCAGCUGGUUCAGAGGCUAGUCCAUCUGCUUCAAGUCCUGCAAAGGCAUGAGAUCUCAAGUGCUAGGAAUAAAGAAUUACCACGAAAUUAUGACUCGUCAUCCUGAGAAUUAUCAGUGGGAAAAUUGGAGUCUAGAAAACAUUGCCACCAUCCUAGCCCACCGUUUCCCCAAUAGUCACAUUUGGGUAAUAAAGUGUUCCCGGAUGCACUUGCACAAGUUCAGCUGCUAUGACAACUUUGUGAAGAGCAACAUGUUCGGCGCGCCAGAGCACACCCCGGACUUUGGAGCCUUUAAGCACUUGUAUAUGCUAUUAGUUCAUGCUUUUAGCUUAACUCAGAACGGUUUGCUAUCCAAGAGCAGGAGUGUUUGCAAUAAGGAUUGUAAAGCAUCCAACUGUGAGUCUAAUUCUUCUACUAGUAAUGGUGGCCAGGAGGACAAAGAGAGGACCUGUGAAAACCUGGAGGAGUCUGCCGGGAGUCCGCCUCCGCUCUCACUGAGCGCUGCAUCGUUUACUCUGGUGGGAUUCAGUAAAGGCUGUGUUGUUUUGAAUCAGUUGCUGUUUGAGUUGAAGGAAGCCAAGAAAGACAAGAACUUAAACACUUUCAUCAAAAGUAUAAGAACGAUGUACUGGCUGGAUGGCGGUCAUUCUGGAGGAAGCAAUACUUGGGUCACGUAUCCAGAAGUCUUGAAAGAGUUUGCUCAAACGGGGAUUACUGUUCACACUCAUGUAACACCUUAUCAAGUACAUGAUCCAAUGAGAUCCUGGAUUGGAAAGGAGCACAAGAAAUUUGUUCAGAUACUUGGGGAUUUGGGUAUGCAGGUGACUAGCCAAAUUCAUUUUGUGAAGGAAACUCCCUCCAUAGAGAAUCACUUCAGGGUUCAUGAAGUGUUCUGAGACUUCAUGUGCUUGCUUAAGUGGGAGAACCAAGGACUUCGUUAAAACACAGAUGAUGAGAUGUAAGAGUAAUUAGAUGCAUUGUCAGUUUGUGGGCUAAGAAGAUGCACAUUCCAAAAAUAUGUGUCAUAUACAGUAGGAUUCCUUGCUUGUAAAUGUGCGCAGCUUUAAAUUUUGAUUGGAUUAGAAUUAAUUUGAAGUCUAGAAGGAUAGUUUGUGAUAAUCCUAUGUCCUUUAAAAAUCAAAGAAACUUGGUGUUAGUCUUUUUAAAAGGUAAUAAAAUUGGUGUUGGAAAUAGCUGAUUUUCUGAGAGCUGUUUUAAACUAACAUUCAGCUGUUGGCUACAGUCAUUUCACCUCUUUCUCUGUCCAGGGUUCUUAGGGGGACAUUUGCACCCUGCAACCUGCCUCCUGGGAAAGUUUGGACUCACUCCCUUGGACUCAUUCACAGUGUUCUACCAAGUGUUUGUUUUGUUUUGUUUUUUAAAGUCAAAAUAUAUUUAUUCCCUCAUUUAAGAUCGUAAGAUUGUGUAGUUGGAUUUUUAAAACAUAUUACACUAAGCGCUGUAACUUAAUUCUUAAUUGACAGUUUUUAAUUAUCUGUUAGUGUGCUCUCAAAAGGAACCAGAUUCCACAGACCUAAAUCAGCGUUUCUUCAGAAGCAUGGUUUUGUCUGCCAAGAGAAAAUAGCUUUCUUUGGCCAAAUGUAAAAUUACAUUGAGAUAAGAAAGGUUACAAAGGAAAGUUUGAAGACACAAAUAAUUUAAAUUUUGGCCCAGAAACUGAAUUUGCUUAACACUGCUACAUAAUUUGGGUGAAGUUUCCUUCUGCCCAUUUUUCUUCACUAGAUAAAUGCAUUUUGAAAAACCAAAAUCUAACGAAUUUCAAACAAUAUUGGAACAAAGCUGGGUAGUUAUAAAAGUGGCACUUUUUAUUUAUGAAUAAAUAAAUGAAGCUUUCUAGGUCAUGGAAUAACCAAACAUGGAAAUAACAUGCUGUUUUGGGAUCAAAAAGAAAAUGUAUACUGAAGAUUAGUAUCUUAGUGUAUGCAAAGUGUUAAUUUCUUGGUUUCUUCCAAAAUUACAUUUUAAUCAUCCUAUAAAUAUAUUUCCAAUAUUCGCUCAUGAGAAAGGAUUCCUUCACACCAGAUGUUUAAAAUGAACGUGGUUCUAUCAACUACAGAUCAGUGUCUGUACGUUUGUUUUUUCUAAAUAGUUUUAUAUUGUUUCUCUUUGAAUAUGUUUUAAGACCAGCACUUCCCAUUGUAGAAACAAGUCACCUGGCUUCUUUCUACCUCAUUGUGCAUUUCCUUAACUUUAAGCACUAGGAUUGGAUGGCUACAUUCAAUUUGUUUAAUGGUUGUCAAAUGUAUCACUUAAUGUAAAACAGCUGAAUUCCUGAGUGGUCAUACAGAGGGAAGGCAUUUGUUUUCACAGGAGUAACUCAAGUGGAAAGAGGUUUUUUGUUUUUUUUUAAGAAUUCAUUUUAAAUGUCUGAGUUAGUUCCUCACCUCGCCGUUCAUGUGAAUGUUCAGUUGUUACAUGUUAAAGUGGACACUAAUCCAAGGGACACCGGAAACUGCCAUCGCUUCUGGAAAUAGUGUUGAAUAAUACAAAUACUUUGGAGUGGAAAUGAUUGUUAACUCACACACAGGUAUUUCUGUGUAAUACUACAAAUUGGUCCUUUCCCACAUUUCUUUAAAAUUGUGUAUGUUAAAUUUGUUAUUGUAAACGUGUGUCCUACUUGAUUGUGCCUUUGUAUAGAGUCACUGGAGAAGUGGUCUUGCAAAUGGAAAAUUGUUACCACCACAGCAUGAACGUCUUAACUGUAUUAAAAAUAAUAAUCCAUAGAAA